Messenger RNA from Botrytis cinerea B05.10, 1166 nucleotides. RefSeq lists its product as hypothetical. Bases 488 to 931 code for a protein of 147 amino acids. Lineage: Eukaryota; Fungi; Ascomycota; Leotiomycetes; Helotiales; Sclerotiniaceae. The record is from RefSeq and is a predicted model, not a curated record. The transcript has 2 exons.
GAUCUUACAUCUCAUACAAUACUGCGAAUAUACAUUUCUUGUCACAAUAUCUUUUCCGAUGCUUUUGGAUACAUACUCAUAUAUAAAAUCAUGAAUGUCUUUUGAUGCAAGUUUUAUUUAUCACUUAUUCUCAUAUUCAAAAUACAUAUUUCCCUAUUCUUAACAGUCGGUCCAAUACAUCUGCUUCCAGAGAGCCACCAUAUCACCCCCGCGCCGCAUAUAUACGGGUUCUACCCCGCCAGUCAUCAUUUGUAUUUACACAAAGAAACCUGCCUCUCAUCUCGUUUCGCAUACUCAGCCCUCGAAGUUACGUUCUAUUUCUCGACGUUUCGAUCUCUGAAUCGGAAGGUUGAUUGUGCAACGAUUGUAUAUUUAAGAAAUACCCCUAGUCCGAGGUUGCCUUCGAGUCAGUUUGAAAGUUUGGACUUUUUGAAGUGCAGAUAGUACGAGGUAGAUCGAGUUUGUGUCCCAGAUCACUCGAAGAAAGAUGAAAAUUAUCUCCCUGCUCGUAGUCUUGAGUUUCUUGCCAGUCAUUAUUGCUUUGUUAUUUUUGGCGCCUACUCCGGUUCUCGCGGCUACAACCACUAUUUCUGCAUCGCCAUCACUAUCAUCCACUCCAUUCUUGAUUCGGAAAGAUUGGAGGAAUGGAAAUCCUCGAGAGGGAUUUCAAGCUUCUAGACCGAGCGAAACAAGUGAAGAAGACCCUUCAAUCACAGCCGCGCCCAGUGCAGAAGAAAUUCAACUUCAGGAAAAAUAUCAUCUGACUACGUAUUGGAGUUGUGUUACGUUGCAGACUUUUGUUCAUUGCGGAUGGCAUGAACCUAUUCUUGCGGGAGGAACAGAGAUUGCGGGUGCUUCCUGCGGAUUGUGUAAUGCUGGGAGAGUGGCUUUGGUGGCGGCGGGAGCUGUGGUAGUUGCUGGCGUUCUGUGAUGAGAGAUGAGGGCCAGUAUUAGAUUGUGGUGGAUUUGUAGUAGACGGUUGGUAUUUGGAGGGAAGUGGAUGUGGAAGUAGAGGCGAGAUUGUCAUAGAGAUGCGGUGCUGAAUAUAUCAUCGGAAAAUCUUGGUUGUGUGAGUUAAUGGGAGGUUUGUUACAUGGGUGGAUUACUGACCUGCAAUGGAGUCAUAUUAUCCUUAAAUAAAUGGCUGAUUAGAUAUUAUAUAUACA